Pterocles gutturalis (yellow-throated sandgrouse) is the source of this 1437-nucleotide messenger RNA. RefSeq names its product cytotoxic and regulatory T cell molecule (gene CRTAM). The record is from RefSeq and is a predicted model, not a curated record. Lineage: Eukaryota; Metazoa; Chordata; Aves; Pterocliformes; Pteroclidae. The transcript has 13 exons. Gene Ontology annotation, biological process: cell recognition; positive regulation of natural killer cell mediated cytotoxicity directed against tumor cell target; detection of tumor cell. Gene Ontology annotation, cellular component: plasma membrane. The coding region runs from base 1 to 1437 and encodes 478 amino acids. Gene Ontology annotation, molecular function: signaling receptor binding.
AUGACUUUCACCGGGGUGCUACACAUCGCGGCUCUGUUCCUGAUGCAAGGGGAGUUUCCAGGAGCUGGCAGUGAAACCAUCACUCUAAAGGAAGGAGAGGACCUCAACCUCCGCUGCACCCUCAGCAGCGGCAGCGGUUCUGCCCGGCAGUGGUUAAACCCUCAGGGCUUUGGCAUUUUUCUCAAUGCCCAGCGGGCUUUAAGAGAUCAGAGGUACCAACUUAUCCGUUAUUCGAAGGAUGAAUUAUCCAUCCGACUGUCUAACGUAACAGUGCACGAUGAAGGCGUAUAUAAAUGCUUCUACUACGGCACCCCAUUCCAAAGCAAGAACAAGACUGUUGAGGUAUCAGCUGCUCCUUCUAGCGCAGUACUGGAAGUAUCCCAAGAUGCAGAAAGAAGGAUUACACUGUCUUGCCAUACCCAAGGAUGUAAACCACAGCCCCAGAUUACCUGGCUGUUGGACAACGGGAUAGAGCUCCCUGGUGACACUAAGCACAAGUUAGAAGCUGAUGGGAAGAAAUGGACCACAACCAGCACGCUGACAGUCCUCACCUAUGGACCCGGUUCAACAGCCAGCUGCAUCGUUCGCCACCGAGCACUAAGAGCAGAGAAGCUGAUGGCAUCUUUCCAGUUUGAGGACCUCCCUAGGACGGUGACAAAUACAAAUCCUGCACCAGCUGCCCUAGAGGUGGAUACACAUGUCCCUGAGAAUGAGGAAUCUCCAGUGACCACAGCAGUGUCAGAUCCGAACAGCAGCACGGCCUCUGCUCCAAGCCACCCACAGCAUACUGGAUCUGAACAACAAACCACCCCUUCUGCAGUACCAGAGGAUCCAGGAUCUCUCUGGACAGUUGCACUAGGUGGCACUGCGCAACAGCGAACUCACCCCUCUGUUUGCACAGGGUCUGAAGUAACGCCAGCUGCGGCAGGAAGGGAAGAAUUGGCUGGUUCGUCGAGUUAUCGUGUCCCCAACGGGACUGAAAUGGCAUUCCAAGGCAAUGUCACAGAAGAGGAACUUUCCAGGACAGAAGCCCCGCUACCAAGUGCAAAUGUGACUGUGAUUUCCACCGUUACCUUGGAGCAAGAUCUGAAAUCUGAAGGCAGCAAAAAGAAGAAGAAUCUCUUGCUGCCCAUCUUGGUGGCUGCUCUGAUUUUCGCGCUGCUCAUCAUUGUCCUGCUUUUCAUGAGGAAGCUGAAAAAAGCUCACGGAGUGUGGAAGAGAGAAAAUGAUGUUUCAGAGCAGACACUGGAGAGUUAUAAAUCCAAAUCCAAUGAAGACAGUCCAAGCCAUGAGAAGAACGGACACGUUGUCAGUCAGAAGGCCAACGUGCAAUAUGUGACAGAAGGAUAUGUGGGAACAACACAGAAGAAUCCAAGAGACAAAAACAUUGCAAUAAGUGAGAAACUGUUUGGAUGUGGAAAGGAAACGGAUGUAUAG